Molecule: messenger RNA, 2059 nt
Organism: Jaculus jaculus (lesser Egyptian jerboa)
Lineage: Eukaryota; Metazoa; Chordata; Mammalia; Rodentia; Dipodidae
Gene: Gpr62
Product: G protein-coupled receptor 62
Exons: 1
Coding region: 268-1383 (371 amino acids)
Biological process (GO): G protein-coupled receptor signaling pathway
Cellular component (GO): endosome; plasma membrane; signaling receptor complex
Molecular function (GO): G protein-coupled receptor activity
Source: RefSeq, a predicted model, not a curated record
ACCAUCUCCGCAGAGGCUGAGUUGCUGGAGCCAGGCUGGGGACCCGGGGGAAAGGAAAAUCGACAGGCUCGGCCUGGCAUCCGUCUAUGGGGUCCGCCAACCCCCCAGCAGGAAGAUGGCAACCUGGACGUCAGGAGGCACCUCCUGAGGGGCAGCCUAUGAGGUGAGGGGCCGGAGGAGCGUGGGACAGGUGAAUGGGAAUCUUGGAGGCGGACGAUUCUCUUUUGCUCUCCGCGUAGCGGCGCAGGAGGAAGCCUGGGCGCUCGGAUGGCCAACGCCACGGGGAUGCACGCCACGGAAUGGGCCAGCUCGCUGAGCUUGGUGCUGGCGGUUCUCGUGGAGGUCGGGGCGCUGCUGGGCAACGGAGCCCUGCUGGCGGUGGUGCUGCGCACGCCGGGCCUGCAGGACGCGCUCUACCUGGCGCAUUUGUGCGUCGUGGACCUGCUGGCGGCCGCCUCCAUCGUGCCUCUGGGCCUGGUGGCCGCGCCUCCUCCCGGGCUGGGCCUCGUGCGCCUGGGCCCCGCGCCGUGCCGCGCCGCGCGCUUCCUGUCGGCGGCGCUGCUGCCGGCCUGCACGCUGGCGGUGGCGGCGCUCGGCCUGGCUCGGUACCGACUCAUCGUGCACCCGCUGCGGCCCGGCGCGCGCCCACCGCCCGCGCUGGUGCUCACGGCCGUGUGGGCGGCCGCCGCGCUCCUGGGCGCGCUCUCCUUGCUCGGGCCGCCGCCCGCACCGCCUCCGGCCCCGGCUCGCUGCUCCGUCCUGGCUGGAGGCCUCGGACCCUUCCGGCCGCUCUGGGCGCUGCUGGCCUUCGCGCUGCCCGCCCUGCUGCUGCUCGUGGCCUACGGCACCAUCUUCUUCGUGGCGCGCCGCGCCGCCCUGCGGCCCCCGCGCGGCAACCGGCUCCGCUCCGACUCGCUGGACAGUCGCCUCUCCAGGCUCCGCUCCGACUCGCUGGACAGUCGCCUCUCCUUUCUGACACCCCUCCGGCCUCCCCGUCUGCCCGGGGGCAAGGCGGCCCUGGCCCCGGCCCUGGCCAUUGGCCAGUUUGCAGCCUGCUGGUUGCCUUAUGGCUGUGCGUGCCUGGCGCCGGCGGCGCGCGCCGCAGCGGCCGAGGCGGCGGUCACCUGGGUCGCCUACACGGCCUUCGCCGUGCACCCCUUCCUCUACGGCCUCAUGCAGCGCCCCGUGCGCCUGGCGCUGGGCCGGCUCACCCGCCGGGUGCUGCCUCGGCCCCUUCGCGUUUGCCUGCCUCAGGCCUGGCACCCGCGCGAACUCCUGAAGCGCCUCCAGGGACCCUCCAAGGAUCCUGCCCUAGGCGCAGCCGACGCACCAGAACAGGCCCAAGGGUUGGCAGGAGGAUUGGGUGCACCAGAGGCCACCUGAGUUUCCUUCUGAGCUGGAUGGAGAAUGGAGGGGGAUGGGGGGCGGUACGAUCAGAGGAGGGCUCAUCCGUCCUCCUGCACAGAUGGCAGCAGGUGCCCUGCCUGGUGUUAGCUCUAGAUAGAACGAGAGAGGGGGUUUUCUAGUCUGGUGUAGCUCUGAGGUGUCUCAGGAUUGCCAGGUUCUGAGCCCAGCACUACCUGUAUGGCCUGGUAAUACACAAGCCUACUCUUCCAGAGGCCUCCGUUUCCCAUCUGUCCGCUGCACCAUCUCUUAAGAGGCUCUCCAGUGUAGGUUUUUUAAACUCACAGAUGGUCCCCAGCCCCGGGUGAAGGUGGCCUUGGCCACAGAGCAGAGAGGACCCUAAGGUCUCAAAGUCACAACGAUGAGCCCAGCAAGGCAGGACCCAGCCACAGCAGGAGGCGCCAGUGGGGAGGCUGCACAAAGCUACCGAAACUUCCAUCUUGCCCAGAAAACUACCGGACUGGUUUGUCUAGGAGCAGGAAACCAGACGACACAACCCCACAAUGAGCCCUGGACUUUCACCCCAGAACUGACAUGCAGAUGGGGCUGUAAUCGACCGGUGGGCUGGUCAGAGUCACAGAGUGGGGUACCUGGGGGCUUCGGCCGCUCUCAUUCUCUGGAAGUUUCUGCCACCCCAACAUAAGUAUAUUUCACA